Molecule: messenger RNA, 1901 nt
Organism: Heterocephalus glaber (naked mole-rat)
Lineage: Eukaryota; Metazoa; Chordata; Mammalia; Rodentia; Bathyergidae
Source: RefSeq, a predicted model, not a curated record
AGUGCUUCCGGGUCGCAGUCACUUUGAGCCCGUAUCUGGGUGACUUUUAGGCAGAGGCUUAGCAGUCCGUCCCUUCCCCUUUGCCGUGGUUUGGCGCAGAUUGUGCCUGCCCUACCGCCUGUACGUUCUUCUCCUAGCUUCUGCCCCUGAUCGCUUGGGCUCCUUGCGCUGUGGCCGCUGCAUUUGGGAGGUGGGUGAGGUGGCAUAGAGAGCCCCGGUUUGGCCCUUCCCCCACCCAUCCAUUCACCACUUUCUCGCGAGUGGCCUCCAAUUUGCCCCUUCCGCCAUUUUCCUGCCUACUAAGGUGGACUAACUGCCCGUUGGGUCUCGCGCUUUUGAGUGCUGGUUACCGCAGGAGGCGAGGGACUGUUUCUGGGGCGUGCAGGUGGGAGAAACUCGUGGUGACUCACUAGAGGCAGGAAAGAUGAAUGGGCGGGCUGAUUUUCGAGAGUCGAAUGCAGAAGUUCCAAGACCAGUUCCCCUCAUAGGGGCUGAUUACAUUCCGACAGAGGAAGAAAGAAGAAUGUUUGCAGAAUGCAAUGAUGAAAGCUUCUGGUUCAGAUCUGUGCCUUUGGCUGCCACAAGUAUGUUGAUUACUCAAGGACUAAUUAGUAAAGGAAUUCUUUCAAGUCAUCCCAGAUUUGGUUCCAUCCCUAAACUUAUAUUUGCUUGUAUCAUGGGAUACUUUGCUGGAAAACUUUCUUAUGUGAGAACUUGCCAAGAAAAGUUCAAGAAUCUUGAAAAUUCUCCUCUUGGAGAAGCUUUACGAUCAGGACAAACACGACGAUCUUCACCACCUGGGCACUAUUCUCAAAAGUCAAAAUAUGACUCAAAUGUGAGUGGUCAGUCCUCUUUUGUGACCUCCCCAGCAGCAGACAACAUAGAAAAGGAGAUGCUUCCUCAUUAUGAGCCAAUUCCAUUCAGUGCAUCUAUGAAUGAAUCCACUCCCACUGGUAUUUCUGAUCAUAUUGCCCAAGGACCUGAUCCCAACCUUGAAGAAAGUCCCAAAAGAAAAAAUAUUACAUAUGAGGAAUUAAGACAAAAGAACAGAGAGUCAUAUGAAGUAACUUUAACACAAAAGACUGGCCCCUCAGUCAGGCCUAUGCAGGAAAGAGAGCCAAAAAAAGAAGGACAGCUCCUGGAAGAUAAGAUUGAAUUAACCCCAACUUGAAGACUUGACCAUGUUACUGGUGGUUUUGUUUUGUUGAAAACAAAAUUCAAAGUAAACAAAUAUGGAGAUACUUGGGAUGAGUGAAAAAGUACAUCAUUGGACAUACUGAAGGACUUUCAACAUCCAGCUUCAGCUAGGUGAUCAUGAAAUACCUGCAUGCUUUGAGCUCAGCAGCAGUCUUCAUAAAUGCAUUUAAAACUAAAUUCUGGGUUUUUGUGGUUUGACUUACUAUGAUAUUUAAGGAAAAACACAGAUUUUAGCUUUACAAUCAUGUAAAUGUAGUCACCUUGUAAUGUAGAUCAUGUAAAUGUAGACUACAUUGUGUACUGUUGUGAUCAUGGUAUUAUUCUAUGAUUGCGUACAGUUUGUGAGAUUGUUUUAAAUUACAAGGCAAAGAUACUCUUCUAAAACUAUUAAGAGACUGUGAUGCUUUAGAAUUUGCUUAUAUGAAAAUAGGAUGUCUGCAUGUUGAAUUGGGGUGGGGGGAGCAAGCAUAAUUUUUGUGUUCCGCUUUGCAAUGUUAUUUAAAGCCUUUCUCUAGUGUUUGCUGUAUUGUGCUGUUUAUGGAAAAUAAUGUAAAGGAGCAUGCAACAGCACUCAUCUUCAUUGAUUUUAUGGUUUUAUUUGCAAUUUUAAUGUUUCGUUACAAGUAAAUGGUGUUUCUUAGAGAUAGAAGUUUAAGACAUCUAUGAAUAUAUAAUAAAGAUGAUGAAUAUGAUUCAUACAGACA